Symbiodinium sp. CCMP2592 is the source of this 1596-nucleotide messenger RNA. The record is from the annotation of a GenBank genome assembly. NCBI's taxonomy places the organism in Eukaryota, Dinophyceae, Suessiales, Symbiodiniaceae.
AUGGGGGAGAGUCUGGCUCCUUCCGGGAAGUCCGGAAAGAAGUCUGCACAGGCUGCAGAUCUCGAUCCGGAUCUUCUCAGAGGAUUUCCUUUUCGCUCAUGCCUGAGUGGCACUGGUGGGCAUUGGUGCCAUCCGGACAGCCCUUGGCGACCGAGUACGAGCACGCAGAGAGUGAAGCGGUAUGAUGUCUUUUUCAGCCAUGAAUGGAAGAGUGGGCGCUGGAGCAAGCAUCUGUCCCUGCUGGUGACCUUCAAUGGCUUGCCUGCUGCAAUAGCGGGCUUCGGAGCCAGCCUUGCCAUGGGUGUGCUUGGACUUCUGGGCGUUCUGCCCGAGUCUUGCAGGCCUUGGCUGCCUGCUUGGGGCUACGCGGUGUCCCUGGCCGUGUUCUUCUUCUGGCAGCAUGUGAGGCAACUCUUCGUUGGGCCCAAGAUUGCAUUCCUUGACAGUGUCUGCAUACCGCAGGAUGACGAGGUGCUGAAGGCACGAUGCAUCCAAGGAUUGGGUACCUUCCUGAAAAGGUCCGAGCAACUGGUUGUUCUAUGGUCACCGGGCUACUUCCGCCGAGUUUGGUGCUCGUAUGAGAUCGGGUUCUUCUUGCUGGAGACGGGCCAAGCCAAAAUGAUUCAGUUUGUGCCUGUUCAGAUUGGACACAUUUGCGCAUGCCUGUUCAUUGGUGUCUCGCUCUUCCAGGCGACAGUGCAUGUAGUACCACUGGUGGGUUAUGGACCAGACGAUCUGCUGGUUGUGAUCGGCAUUAUUGUCGCCGUGUUGAUGCUACUUGCAAUUCUGGUCUUUCCGGUUCUGUGGUACACCUUGACGGCCAUGCUCAGGGACCUUUCACAGCUGCCGACACAGGUCCGUGAUUUUCGCGUGCAGGACGCUGAGUGCACGUGCUGCACACAAGAACAUUGCCACCCUGUGACACAGGCACCCAUUGCUUGCGACCGAGAGCUCAUCUACAAGUCUCUGCGCGGUACGUUCGUACCUUCCGGCCACGAGCAGAUGGGGGAGGAAGCGGCUCUCGAUGCAUUCAACGGCUAUGUUCGUGAGACGCUCGCUCGUUCCAUAGACCGAAAUUUCAGGCACCAUAACAUGAUUCUGCGGCAUGCGCUGGUGACCUGCGCCACCGCCUGUGGCCCAUGGGCAUCCCUCCGGUUGGCCCAUGCUUCGGACCUUUCUACUGGAGAGAUGGUCGCCUGGCUUGGCGGGUUCCUGUACGGCGACCUCGUGCUCUUUUGCUUGAUGCGGGUCUCCCUGCUGAUCGGCCAUUUCGGUGUGUCUCUGAUGGAGCGCUACCCACGACCAGUGAUCGUCCUGGGUCAGGUGGCGAUGUUUGGAGUCGCUGCUGGCUCGAUGCUUUUUCCCUGGCCCUUGGCCUUCGCUUUUUCUAGGUCUGGGCCGUACCCUUGGCUAUGGCCCAGCAUUCUGGCUGCCCUGGCCUGCGUCAGCGGCUGCUUCCUUCGGCCGGCUUUCAGUACCCAAUCUGGUACACCGGUCUUGCAGCGCGACCCGCCAAGCACAAGCUGCGGAAGUGAGGCAGGGCCAGGGCGUUCGGGCACCUGUGAUGAAGAUGAAGAGUCAAGCUUCGAGAUCUAG